UGCAGCGUUAAUUUCUGCCACGAACGCGAACGGAUCGGAAACGUGACCCGUACCCUCCCUGUGCCAUUUCGUGAGUAAAUGCUUGGCGCCGUCACUGUGUCGGAGUAUCGUCAUGGCAACUAAGUUAGUUCAAUGGAUAACGGCCUUGGUACUAUUCGCAAGCGUAUGGAGUGCCUUCGUAUUUGACCUUGUCCCAGUCCAACUUGAUCCUAGGAUAAAAGAAGUAAUCGUGCCACUUCCAGUUUAUUUGCUGAUAGUCUUCGCGUGUUUCUCAUUGGCGACCAUUGGUUACCGGGUAGCGACGUUCAACGAUUGCGAAGAAGCUGCUGAAUCUCUUAAAAAGGAAAUCGAAGAGGCAAGAAAAGAUUUGCAGGAGAAAGGUUUCAAGUUCACGUGACAGUGGGCCCCAACUCGUCCCACGUAGGCUUUCACUUUGAAAGACCACACUGACUCUUUGUACAAGGAUCCUAAUAACAUUGGAGGACUUUCAGAUAUAUAAGCUUCCAAAAUGUUGGGUCCCGCUAUGAACCUAAGAACAGCAAGUAAGACCUCUGUUUUGGAAAGUAUGAUUUAAAAUGUACAAUUUUUUGCCAAUAUUUUAGUGAUAAAUGUAUGUAUAUCACAUUUGAAAAUAAGGACCCGUUUUGAGGCCUUGACUUUGGUCAAGGUUAAUUGGGUUGGAGUUGUGGUGAGAGAAAUAUGAGAUUUCAAAUCCGAAUGUUAUCCAAUUUCACCGGAAGUUCCGAAUAAGCUCACAGUUAUGCCAACAAAACUUGUGAGUUGUCACAUGCAACAUUUGCCCUCCCAAUGAUUGGGUAUAGUUUGCAGGAUUAAAUGACCAUCUCGACCUUUACAACACUUCAGAGCUAUAAUGUUAACAUUAUGGGUAAGAAGUUAAGAACUCUGAUAAUAAGCCUUUUCGGAGUUCCAACUGCGCAUUCGUAACCUGUGACAACGCGCA
This is a messenger RNA of Patiria miniata (bat star), 961 nucleotides long. RefSeq names its product dolichol-phosphate mannosyltransferase subunit 3-like. Bases 113 to 397 code for a protein of 94 amino acids. The transcript is spliced from 5 exons. Lineage: Eukaryota; Metazoa; Echinodermata; Asteroidea; Valvatida; Asterinidae. The record is from RefSeq and is a predicted model, not a curated record. Gene Ontology annotation, biological process: GPI anchor biosynthetic process. Gene Ontology annotation, cellular component: endoplasmic reticulum membrane; dolichol-phosphate-mannose synthase complex.